AUGAGAUUUCAAAUUAUAUCAAUUUUAUUCCUUGUUUUCAGCUGGGUAACGGCUGUUCCAGUUCAAGAAAGUACUUUAGCUGAAUUGAGUACCGAUUUAAACAAUUGGGUUCAAACCAACUUUAAUUCAAAAGAAAUUGCUGCUUAUGAUCAAUUACUCGAACCCUUUAGUAAAGCUGGCUCUAUUCAAAAGAGAGAAGCUUAUGAAGAAUUUAUUGAAGCUGCUUUACUUCAAAUUAACCAAACCGGUAUUUUAUGGACUUUAUUAGAUGCAGUAGCUUUGAAUGAAUCUAGAAUCCAAACCGUUACUGGUUUUCUUGGUGCAUUAUUAUCCGGGGUAGAAUACAAGAUUGAUGUUGGUGCUUUACUCACACAAGCCUUAAGUGGAGGGUUGGACCUUAGCUCACUUGAGUCAAAUCCAUUUGUGGCCGCAGUUAUACAAUCUGGUUUGAUUGAAAGUUUCCUUGAUGGUAUGCUUUUGGAUGAUCAAUUUAGACCAGUAUUGGUUGAAUUGUCUUACAGCCUUAUUCUUUCUCAAAGAGAGGCAAUUAAGGCAUUAUUAACUGGUUUCUUACAACAAACUCAAGCUGCUGGAAAUGCUAAGAGAGCAGAUGGAGAUGAAGAAGUGGCUGCAGCACAACCCGCUGCUGAAGAAGCUGCAGCUGAAGCACCUUCCCAAGAAGCACCUGCCGAAGAAGCAUCUGCAGAAGAAGCAUCCGCUGCUGAAGAACCCGCUGCUGAAGAUGCAUCCACAGAAGUCACAGACACUACUGGUUCAUUGAAUGCGUUCCUUCUUACUGCCCUUAAUGAACUUCUCAAGUCACCAUUUUUCCAAGAGGUUGCCAUUGAUACCAUAAACGCCUUAAACGACACUGGUGUUGCUGUUUAUGUUACCAAGAGAUUCCUUUCUACUCCAGCAUACGUUAACUUAGUCGGUGCCAUUACUCAAACAGUUAUUCAAUCAGGUGCUAUCCAAAUCGAUUUCUCGACUUUGGAUGUCGCUACUAUUAUCCAAGCAGCGUUAGCCAACUUUGAACAAAUAAUUUCAUUGGUUGUCGGCUUCUUUUCAGGAGAUUCAUCUGCUACUGCUGGUUUAAUGAGUAUUUUGGGUAAAUAUGGUGCACCAAUUAUGGACAUUAUUGCCGGUUUAGAACAAAAGGGAUUAUUUUAUCAAUUGAAUGAAUAUAUCUUCGGUGCAGGUGAUCAAGCUGCUUCAACUCAAUCUGCUGAUCAAGUCUUAACUGAUGGAACACAAAAUAAAGCUACUGAAGAUGAAGAAGAAGGUAGCACCAGUGGCGCUAUUUCAUUGAAAUUUAGUGCACCAUUGGCUUUAUUAGCAGCAAGUGCUUUACUCCUUUAG
Molecule: messenger RNA, 1359 nt
Organism: Hemisphaericaspora subhashii
Lineage: Eukaryota; Fungi; Ascomycota; Pichiomycetes; Serinales; Debaryomycetaceae
Gene: PGA45
Product: Pga45p
Exons: 1
Coding region: 1-1359 (452 amino acids)
Source: RefSeq, a predicted model, not a curated record